Penicillium malachiteum is the source of this 1188-nucleotide messenger RNA. RefSeq names its product GPI-anchored protein Ecm33 (gene ecm33). The record is from RefSeq and is a predicted model, not a curated record. Gene Ontology annotation, biological process: fungal-type cell wall organization. Gene Ontology annotation, cellular component: plasma membrane; fungal-type cell wall. The transcript is spliced from 3 exons. The coding region runs from base 1 to 1188 and encodes 395 amino acids. NCBI's taxonomy places the organism in Eukaryota, Fungi, Ascomycota, Eurotiomycetes, Eurotiales, Aspergillaceae.
AUGUCCUUCGCCAAGUACCUUCUGCCUGCCCUGGCAGCUUCCAAGUUUGCCUUGGCUAGCGACUCUUGCGGCGCUACCACUAUCUCUAGCCAGACUGACGCUGAUGCCAUCUCCUCCUGCACCACCAUUAGUGGCGCCGUUACCAUCGAUGAGAGCUACUCCGGCUCCCUGGAUCUCGGCAGCAUCGAGAAGAUCACUGGUAACCUGAUCUGCAACGGCGGUAGCAACGUCACCAGCAUCACCGCUGCCGACCUUGUCACCAUUGGCAAGAAUUUCACCCUUGAGGGUCUGACCUCCGUCACCUCCCUCAGCUUCGCUGCCCUGACCACCAUUGGUAGCAUCUACUGGGAGGCUCUUCCCGAGCUGCAGUCUCUUGACUUCACCACUGGUGUCACUGAUGUUGGUGACAUCAACAUCAUUAACACUGGUCUGACUUCCCUGGACGGUAUCUCCCUGAAUACCGUUGGUCAGUUCGACAUUGAGGACAACGACUCCCUGGUCACCGUCAACAUCAACAACCUCAUGAACGCCACUGGCAUGAUUAACUUCGCUGGUAACGACGACUCUCUGAUUAUUGAGCUCCCCAACCUGAGCAGCGGUACCUCCAUGACUUUCCGUAACAUCAGCAGCAUCUCCGUCCCCUCCCUGAAGAAGCUCACUGGUCAGCUCGGUUUCUGGGGCACUGACUUCUCCACCUUCUACGCUCCCAACCUGACCACCACCGGUGACCUUGUUUUCAGCGAUAACUCCAAGCUCAGCAACAUCUCCAUGCCCGUCCUGGUUACCGUCGACGGUGGAUUCGCCAUCAACGGCAACGACGCUCUUCAGGUUAUUGACCUUCCUAAGCUUACCACUGUUGCUGGUGCCAUUGACUUCACCGGUAACUUCUACGAGGUUGAGUUCGGUUCUCUCACCACUGUUGACGGUGGCUUCAAGCUCGACUCCACCAACGGCUCCUUCUCCUGCAACAACCUCAAGUCUGAGUACAAGAGCUCCGUCAAGGGUACCUGGUCUUGCAACGCUACCGACCCCGAUGCCACCAGCAGCUCCAGCUCCAGCUCUGGUACCAGCAGCUCCUCCAGCUCUAGCAGCUCCAGCACCAGCUCCGGUGCCGCCAUCGCCAACGGCAUUGCCGCCCCUGUCGCCGGUGCCGCCGCUAUCUUCUACGCUCUUGCUCAGUUGAUCUAA